ACGGACAACAAUAACAACAAACCCGUGUUACCACUCAGAAAAAAGUAUCUUUCGUUUUAUCAUUAAAAAGCAUUGAAAACAGUAAUUUCAAAAGUUACGCCACAAACAAUGAACAUAUGUCGGGUGUGUAUGGAGAAUGGGACCGAUCAGUUGAUACCAGUAUUUUCUAAGCUGGAUGACGUGUUCAUCGCGAACAUCAUAGUGGAGUGCACCUCGAUACAAAUCCUGGAGGACGAUGGUUUGCCGAUGUCGAUCUGUCAGACAUGUGUGGCCGACCUGAGGAACUUUAUUGGAUUCAUAAAAAAAGCUCGUGAGUCUGAUCGGAAGUUGAGGAAGAUUUUCAAAUUGGAAGUAAAAACAGGGAUCGGUGACGUUCAAUACAGUGAAGAGAACAAAAACUGGGAACCAGCACUACAGCUAUCCGUUUUUACAGACGAGAUAAUAGAAGUAAAACCUGAAAUUGACUCCGAAGAGGAUGAAAUUGGCCAAAAUGCUGGUAAAACAGAUGGUAGCGAACCGAUUGAUGAAGACAAUGAUGUUGCGGACGGGAACGAUUGCGACUGGAGAAGUGAUGAAUCGGAUGACGAGAAAAUAGAAAAAAGGAGCGGUCGCAGGAGGAAAUAUAAGUGGGCUGAAAGCAAUUCGGAUUCGGAACUUGAAAUUAAAAGAACGAAAAAAGGGAGGAAACCUGGCAGAAAACCAAGGAAUGUGGAAGACGAAGAGGAUGAUUACGAAGGAGAGGACGUUUUGGACGAGAAGGAGUUGGUUGUGUUCAACAUAAUUGAAGUACAGAAGGCUCAAUUGGUAUGUUGUGCAUGUCUUCAGAUUUUCGAAAACUCGGAUGAGCUCCAGGCCCACGGCGAGCGAAAUCAUAUUAAGAAACGACGUGUUAACAUGUCGAAAACGAAUAUUUGUGAAAUAUGUUAUAGGAGAUAUUCCACGCCAUAUGCAUUGAAAACACACAUUCGACGCACGAAGGAAGCGUCUAAAAUUUAUGAUUGUACGAAAUGUACAGCGAGGUUCAUUGAUAGGAAUCGUCGUCGUCAACACGCCCAUAAUCAUCCUCGAGAGAAGGAAAUCGCACCAUCUAAAAUAAUAAUCGCCCCCAUUCCAAUGGUAAUGCAAGAGGAAUAUGGUCGUAUUUGCUGUGCCCAAGCUUGCUAUCAAUCGUUUGAGACUGAAGAACUUCUAAUUGCUCAUGCUCAUACAAUUCAUAAAAUGAAUAAAGUAGAGCAGUCGUUGGACGAAAACAAAGAUAAACCUAUCGAGUGUCCAGUGUGCUUCAAACGAUUCUACGAUGAAAUUUCACUCCAGAGGCAUCAACAGCGCAACUACAAACCCCUAAGUCAUCAGUGUUCCGUCUGUGGACUUAAGCUGCGUGGUGGAGAAGCUCUGGCCAACCACGAGCGCUCGCAUCGUAACGAGAAACCUUUCGAGUGUGAAGUGUGCCAUAAAAAUUUUACCAGUAAGGGUAGCCUUAAAGCUCACAUGAUGGUACACAGUGGAGAAAAACCAUUUGUCUGUUCCACUUGCGGGUGGAGCUUUCGACGGAAAAGAAACUUGCAGGUGCACGUCUUGUCCCACUCCAACAGUCAGCCUUUUCAGUGCGAGGUGUGCCAAAAAGCGUUUAAAUCAAAGGUACAUCUGCAAUACCACAUGAGAACUCACACGGGAGAGAAGCCGUAUCCGUGUCGAUACUGUGAUAAAGCAUUUGCUGAUCAUACCAACAGACAACGACAUGAGAUGUCACACACUGGUAUAAAGCCAUACAAAUGCACCUUUUGUGACAAGACAUUUAUCAGAAAGCGAUUCCAGGUGGAUCAUGAAAGUACACACACAGGUAUUAAACCGUAUCGAUGUGAUAUGUGCAACCGUACCUUUAGCCAAAAGACAGCACUCAAGCGGCAUCUAGAAUCGCAUCCGCUUGCGCCAGAAAAUGCGAUAGCCCUAGCUGCUCCGUCGCCAAUGCCUUUAACAUCAUCCCAACUAAUCGGAGAAUCCACGAUUUCAUCACCGCUUCCAGCCCAAUCUGUUGCAUCGACGACAUCUCAUGCUGCCACAUCAAUGAGUGAACCAGGUCCCAGUGGUGGCUUUUUCCAGCAUCCACAGAACUCGAGUGUAUGCUUACAUCCUACUAUUUAAGGAAAAAUAUUGUAUUAUACCGAAUCAAUUUAAAACUGUAUUUAUUUGGAAAA
Molecule: messenger RNA, 2195 nt
Organism: Toxorhynchites rutilus septentrionalis
Lineage: Eukaryota; Metazoa; Arthropoda; Insecta; Diptera; Culicidae
Product: oocyte zinc finger protein XlCOF6-like
Exons: 4
Coding region: 109-2142 (677 amino acids)
Cellular component (GO): nucleus
Molecular function (GO): zinc ion binding
Source: RefSeq, a predicted model, not a curated record